UUUUGCCCAAUUCCAUUUUCCCUCUUUUUUCCCUUCCCCAUCUGAAUUCAAAGGAAAACACAGAAGAAAAUAACAGAAAACAUGCGGGCGACGGAAAACCAGGGUUCGUUCCUGAACCGAAUCAGCAUACGCAGAAACCAAGUGGUCUCCAUGGACGGAAACCACGAGCAAGAGCUCGAGGACAUCGAGCUGUUUCAGAAGCACGUCGCGGAUCGAUUCUCCAACCUCUUGUCUCCUUCCUCUUCCUCGUCGGCGGAAUCCCCCUCCGAUUCAAUCCUCUCGAUCGCCUGGCUGAGGAAACUCCUCGACACCUUCCUCUGUUGCGAGGCCGAGUUCAAGGCGCUCCUGAUUAUCGGCCGUGAGCCUUCCCAGGUCUCCAAGCCCCCGCUCGAUCGCCUUAUCCCGGAGCUCCUUGAUCGCGUCGUGAAGGCGUUGGACGUCUGCAAUGCGGUCACUCACGGCGUCGAGGCGGUCCGCCAUUGCCAGAAGCUGGCGGAGAUCGCGGUCUCGGCUCUGGAGCAGAAGCCCAUCGGAGACGGCCAGGUCCGGCGGGCGAAGAAGGCGUUGAAUUCGCUGAUCGCGGCGGUGGCGAUCGAGGACAGGGAUGGAGUCGGGAGCAAGUCGACGGAGAGGGCGUGGUCUUUCGGCCGGAGAGGGGGCUCCGCCUGCGCCGGGAGUAAAGAUCGGACCGCCGGGCAAUUCCGGUCUUUGUGGUGGGGGAUGGCCAAGGGUUGGUCGGCGGCGAAACAGAUUCAGGCAAUGUCGAGCAAUCUGGUGGCCCCACGUGGAGCCGAGUCGACCGGUUUGGCUCAUCCGGUUUAUAUCAUGAGCACGGUUGUGGUGUUCGUUAUGUGGGCCCUGGUGGCGGCGAUUCCGUGCCAGGAGAGGACCGGAUUGGUGACCCACUUUCCUGUUCCGAGGCAAUUGGGCUGGGCCCAGCCCAUAAUUAGCCUGCAGGAGAAGAUAGCGGAGGAGUGGAAGAAGAAGGAGAAAAAAUGCUCCGCGGGGGUGUUGGAGGAGAUGCAGAGGCUGGAGAGGUUGGCACAGUCGUUGAUCGAAUUCACCGACUCGUUCCAAUGCCCCGCCGAGGCCGAGAGGCUCGGGGAGGUGGCGGCGCAGGUGGCGGAGUUGGCGGAGACUUGCCGGAGGAUGGAGGAAGGGUUGGUGCCUUUGCAGCAGCAGAUAAGGGAGGUGUUUCAUAAGGUUGUGAGGACUAGGACUGAGGUGCUUAAUGUGUUGGACCAAGUUGGUAAAGCAUCCACCACACCCACAAUCUAGAAUCGGUUGAAACUUGAAAGAAAGACGCAUAUAGUAAUUUUGAGGGAUAUUUGCAUUUGGAAGAGCUUGAGAUUACAAUUUUAAGUGAAUUUUUGUGAUCCUCCAUCUCCAAAGGUUCAAUUUUAUUACAUGAGUGUCUAUGUUGGCUCAUGGGACAUGGUUAUUUGAACCUUGCAAGGUGGAUCAUUUGUGGUGCCAUUUUGAUUGAGCAUGUAGCUUCGGCCACUAAGGAGUGUAGUAAAGUCUGCUUUUUGCUUAAAUGUGAAUGUUCUCCUCUUUUGAGUGACUUGUAACUUUGCUCUUUUUUUAUUAUUUUUUAUUUUUAAGUACAGAAACUCUAAUUAAAGAGAAAUAUGUACAUAUAACCAAUUAAAGUUAUCUUGUAUUCAAUAUGCAGAGUGAAGUUUUCCUUUUCAUGUUUUCUAAAUCACAA
Morus notabilis is the source of this 1711-nucleotide messenger RNA. RefSeq lists its product as uncharacterized. The record is from RefSeq and is a predicted model, not a curated record. The transcript has a single exon. Bases 82 to 1278 code for a protein of 398 amino acids. NCBI's taxonomy places the organism in Eukaryota, Viridiplantae, Streptophyta, Magnoliopsida, Rosales, Moraceae.